GCUUCUUCGGGCUCAUGAUGUGAAUCCACUUCAUGUCCCCGGCAUUAUCGCCAAUGGAGACGCUGGUCGAUGGGUGUAUUGGAGCGAAAAUCUACCAUCUGAAGUGUUGAAGGAUUUUCGAAAGAGGCUGAGUGCGACUUUGAAUGAUGUCGCUCUGACUGCUGUUUCCCGGGGACUUCGAAAAUACAUGGAGCUCGUGUCCGAACGAGGCCUGAAAAACUCAUGGACUUUCAGUGCUUCGCAGCCCAUUUCUCUGUGGGUGAGGGGACAAACCACAAUCGGGAACUGCGUUAGCAAUGUUGUUUCCCCGUUGCCGUUCGUCUUGAGAACUCAUCCGUGGACGCAGCUGGAAGAAACAAGGAGCACCAUGGACCAGAUGCUGCGUUCUUCGUACCCAUGGGCAUCCUACAUGAUGCUCAAAUUGUUUCAUAACACUUACCCAAGGAGAUUGAUCCAGUUGCUCUCUUCCAUGAUGUCGGAAACGGCGACUGCUACUGUGACGAAUGUUGUUUAUUCACCCGACAUGCCGGAGUUGAUCAAGGAUGUUGGCCUCAUUGCAUCUUUGGAUCAGGGACAAGCUGUAGGAUUUGCCGUAUGCACAGCGAUGAAUACCAUCAAAAUGACGAUAGUUGCGGAUAAGUCGGCGUUUCGGACUUUGGACGACGUCGUCACAUUGUACACGCUGGUGAAGGAGGAGUUUUUGAGAUUUCAGUCCCUGAGCUUGACGGAUUGGACGACUUUCCAGCGCCGGAGUCGCCACGGGUCGGUGGAUGGAAGUUUAGACGUGACCCUGAGAGGAACCCCUGAAACAAUGACGGCUGCUGUGCAAUCGGUUCCGCAGUCGCCAAUGCUGCGGAAAGAAAUUAUUUGAAUUUUUUCAAAUUGGUGCGGGUUUUUUUUCGUUUUGGCAGUAAAGGACUUUUCGACGUU
This is a messenger RNA of Notodromas monacha, 930 nucleotides long. The record is from the annotation of a GenBank genome assembly. NCBI's taxonomy places the organism in Eukaryota, Metazoa, Arthropoda, Ostracoda, Podocopida, Cyprididae.